Caenorhabditis sp. 36 PRJEB53466 is the source of this 1496-nucleotide messenger RNA. The record is from the annotation of a GenBank genome assembly. NCBI's taxonomy places the organism in Eukaryota, Metazoa, Nematoda, Chromadorea, Rhabditida, Rhabditidae.
AUGACGCCCAUCGUCUCCCACAAUUCGCACCCGGAAUGGUUCGAAAAACCCCAGGAAUUACUCGUCUACGCCACCUAUAUUGCCGUUUUUGUCUGGACAUCCGAAACGAUAUCGAUAGGAGCACUGAAACUGAUCGGACCCCAGAUUUGGGUCUUGCGAAUCGGACAAUCUCUGUCAUUUCUGAUGGUCAUGACGUGUUUGGCGUGUUCGCACGCUUUCCUCAUUGUCAAUUUGGAUAAGGAACUGGAGGUGAGAACCACUUGCAGUGAUCCGAUCGGUCGCAAAAUUUGCAGGCUUUUUGGACUUGGAUUCAAGUAUAUUAGGUCCAAGUUUCAGCCCGAUCGGAUCAUCUGGUCCCGAGAGCCCGCGCUUUUUGCAUAGCAUCGGCCGACGAUCCGAUCGGGCUGAAACUUGGUCCCAACAAUCCUUAUAGCUCAAUGAAACCUUUGAGAUGUCCCAAACAGGGGUGUGCGGAAAAUUUCGGAAAAUCGGUUUUUCCGAAUUUUUUUUUUCGGAAAAUUUCGGAAAAUCGGUUUUUCCGAAUUUUUUUUUUCGGAAAAUUUCGGAAAAUCGGUUUUUCCGAAUUUUUUUUUUCGGAAAAUUUCGGAAAAAUCGGAAAAAUCGGAAAAGCGCGUUGAACUUGUGGCCGCAAAAACACGCUUUCUCACCGUUUUUCCGCCGCCCAGUUAAAUAUACGUCCCACUUUCCCAUUACGUCAGCUUUUCUGAAAAAACAACACAAAUCGCAACAAUCGGUUCAUUAGAAUGAGAAAAACGAAAGAAAUUGCGUAAAAUUUAAAAAUCAAAUUUAAAAAAAGACGCUCGCUGCUAGACCCUUCCAAAAAUUUUGUGAUGCGCCUUUAAAAAGCAUACGGUGGUUUCGGACAAAUUGACCUUGAAUCCACACUAAUUUUCCGAAAAUUUUGCCGAAAAUUUUCCGAAAAUUUCUCGGAAAAUCGGAAAAUUUCGGAAAAUCGAAAUAUUUUCCGCACACCCCUGGUCCCAAAGUACCUUUUCUUUCAGUUGACACCCCUCUCCUCGUGGUCCCUUCUGAUCAGCCUGCAUCUCCUGGCGUUCCUCUCCGUUCUCCUCAAGACCGUUCGUCGCCACUACACGCCGACGCGUUGGGACCGCCAAGAAUGGACGGAUUCGGUGUUCCGUCACUUCCUCACCGCCUUCCUCGUCUUCUCGAUGCUCACGGAAAUCGCCGCGAUCGCGAGGCUCGCCGAUUUGUGCGAUACAAACGCGACAAAUCGAAUUUGCGCCUCGAUUCUCAUGUGUUUCUGGGCGUCCACGACGUUUGUGCUCUUUUUUCGAUUCGUCCGAGCCACCGAGUUUCGCAUUUUCGACCUGGAAACCAACGAACGAAUUGGGGAAAUUGUGAGGCGCGAAAAUCGAUUCGAGCUGAACGUUGCGGAGAGAAAAUUGGAGAAAAACGAGGGGCGGCUCGAGAAUUUGAAGAUUUUGAUUCAUGAUAUCAGAAAUUGUCGUCGAUAA